GGAUGGGAGAGCAGAGAGAAAGAGAAUCCAUUUCUCUUCUCUCUCUGCUUUUUUAUUCAGCCAGUCUUGUCUCUGCAACAUCCAUCUGAUUUCUCAGGACUUUUCUGAUUCUGCUUCUCAGUGAUUCUGUUUCUUGCGGAGUCCAAGAAAAACUUAAAAAAGAAGAAGAGGAGGGGGGCUGUGAAGAAGGACAGUGCCAUGGCCUCCUGGUUCAACUGGAAUGAGCCAUAUUACCGGAGCCCCCGACGGGACCCGGCCGACGUGGUCACUGACACCCUGAUGCUGGAGUUCAGCUGGCAGCUGAAGGAGGCGGAGAGGCAGCAGAGAGAGAGGGAGAGCGAGUACCGGCGCCUCAAGACCGGGGUGGACUACAGCUGGCUGGCCAGCACGCCUCGCUCCUCCUACAGCAUCAGCACCGGUGAGAAGCUUGGCCUGGAGGACCUCUGCUCCAAGGUGCCGCCGCCCUGCUGCGGCCUGGUCAUACUCAAGUUUAGGGAGGUUUUGCAGGCCAAUGAGCCCGAGGUGCAGGAGGUGCCCGGCCUGUUUCGCUCCGUCCUCCUGGAGGCUCUGGAUCACGCCAAAGAGGAGCAGGAAGCUCAGCGGCUUGCCCGUCAGUGGAGUAACAAACGUGCCAUGAACAUGUCCCUCGUGAACUUCAGGUCCCGGAUCAAGAUCAACCCAUUUGGAAGCACGGUGGGCUUGACGUCCACUGUGGCCGACGGGGCGGGGUUGAGUGACCUCAAAACCGUGUCGGAGGAUGUGGAGAGAGGGAUGGAGAGGUCGCAGAGGGUGUGGAGCAUGCCUGACUUCAGAUACAAAGGAACCAGCAGCAGUAAAGUCGUGUGAUGUUGGGCGUAUACAGGACAGUGAUUGGGGGGGUUUCAUUGUGACAGAUGCUGAUCUCUGGCUGCAGUAUGCUUACAUGAGGCAAGGCAGGAUUAAUCCCAUAAUCCUCCUGCUCUUUUCAGUAUGAGACCAAUCAGCAUUUGAUCAAUUUACUUCUUUACCUUUACACCUGAAAGGGCAAUGUCAUGCUUUGUCAGAUAUUCUGUAACUUGACAGCACUUUUGGACUUGAAACAGUUUCAACUUUGUGUGAGAUUUUCGUCUUUUGCUGUGAUGCAUCUUGUAUUUUGUAGACAUUUGGAUUAUAAACAUUGAGGGCUAUUUACUAUAAACUGGUAGGGAUGUUUAUAUAAUUUAAACGUUCUUGAGUCCUAAAUGUCGCAGGAAGAAAUUAAAUACGUUGGUGUUGUUACGUCACACAACACAAAAUGGCCGCAGAGGUGAAUGAUCAUUAAUGUCACAAUGUUUUGCAUGAGAUUUAUGUAUAAAUGUUACUCUUUUAGUCUUGAGACAAACUAGCCAAUGCUCAUAUUAACGUCAUUCAGAGGAUGAGUCACAGCUGCUCUAUGUUUUGUCCCAACAGCACACAAGGACUCACAAUAAUUCAUCAUCCAAGGUCGGCAAACUGAAAGCUCUCCUUCUGUUCAUUAGCAAAGUUGCACGGAAAUGGCCACUUACCUGUUACCAUACCUUUUUGAGGGAAACAUUUCAUAGUAAAAUCUUUCCAGCAGUUUAUUGCCGUUUUUGUCACAGCAAAAUUCAACAGUACACAACAGGUUUACACCAUCAUCCAUAUAAAGCUUUCAACUGGAUUGAUACAGGGGGCCCUAACAGUGAUUUUAUUUAAUAUUUCACUUUAAUAAAAUGACUGAUGUUGAAACAAAAUUUAUGACAGAAUUUUGUGGAAUGAACGUUACAAAUAAGAAAAGUUAUCAUCAUACGACGAGUCGAUUCUCAUAUAAUUUUAAACAAAAUGUACACAUUAAAAACUAUGAUAUCAGUAGACACUGAUAACACUGGGGUUCCCACGGCCCACAUUUACUGUGGAAACAUAACUGUCACUUAUCUACAAAAAAAAUAACUGUAUGCCAGUCCAGCAGGUUCAAAAAAGAUUUACCUCUUUAUAGGUGUUGGGGAGUCCUACUGCAUAUGUGAAAGCUGUAUACAGCUCUUUGUGGCUCCAGAGGAAGCUAAUGUCACUUGACU
This is a messenger RNA of Micropterus salmoides (largemouth bass), 2051 nucleotides long. RefSeq names its product retinal degeneration 3, GUCY2D regulator (gene rd3). The record is from RefSeq and is a predicted model, not a curated record. The transcript has 3 exons. NCBI's taxonomy places the organism in Eukaryota, Metazoa, Chordata, Actinopteri, Centrarchiformes, Centrarchidae. Bases 199 to 846 code for a protein of 215 amino acids.